Poeciliopsis prolifica (blackstripe livebearer) is the source of this 8420-nucleotide messenger RNA. It is a transcript of the gene grin3ba, whose product is annotated as glutamate receptor, ionotropic, N-methyl-D-aspartate 3Ba. Gene Ontology annotation, biological process: ionotropic glutamate receptor signaling pathway; modulation of chemical synaptic transmission; monoatomic ion transport. Gene Ontology annotation, cellular component: postsynaptic membrane; plasma membrane. Lineage: Eukaryota; Metazoa; Chordata; Actinopteri; Cyprinodontiformes; Poeciliidae. The transcript is spliced from 12 exons. The record is from RefSeq and is a predicted model, not a curated record. Gene Ontology annotation, molecular function: transmitter-gated monoatomic ion channel activity involved in regulation of postsynaptic membrane potential; NMDA glutamate receptor activity. Bases 358 to 4371 code for a protein of 1337 amino acids.
CAGGCACACGCACACAACCGCUCUCGCUCACACACGCACACGCACACACACACACACAUCCAUACACACAAACUUCACAGCUGGUGUGCCUUCCUCCAGCAGAGACUGACAGAAGCAGGGCGACCGCUUUAAGCUGCGAGCGCUCAUCUCUCCUCUCCGCCACCGGCGCGUCUUUCCCCGCUCUUAUGAAAAACUUUGAAGGGCUGAGGGGCGAAAUGUACACGAAAAUCGUUUAGGGAAAAAAGAUAAAGAAAGAUCAAGUCCGAGAAGAGCGGUGGAGCCGGGAGAAAGAGGGAGCUAUGCCAUCUCCCGCCGAGCGGAGCCCAGUCCUCCUCAGUUGCGUGUCGGAUCUACAGCAUGGUGCCUCUUUCUGGACUCUGGAGCCGCUGCCUCGCCCCGGGGAGAGCCCGUCACCUUUUCAUCUCUGUCAGAGUGCUCCCGCUGCUGCUUCUGCUCCUGCUGACUCCCUUCUCCUCUGCCGAGACCUGCUUCCCUCACCCGGCGCCCUGUCACAUCUUGGCACGGAUCGGACACAGCGUGCGCCUCGGUGCGCUCCUGCCGACCCGCCAGCCGGCGCGGAUACAGAACGCGCUCAACCGCGCCCUGGCGAGUAUCCGGCACCAGAGCGGCGGGACGGACUCCACCACCGCUUCCGCACAGCCGGCCCCUCUGCUGCCCUACAACCUGACCCUGGAGAUGGUGGUGCGGUCGCCGGCGGGGUGGGACCCGGAGUCGUUGUCCCACAGCGCCUGUCAGGACCUUGUGAUCAGAGGCGUGACAGCCGUGCUCGCCUUUCCACACUCCAGGGAGGAGCUGAUCCAGGUGGAGUUCCUCUCCUCUUUCUUGGAGAUUCCUUUCGUGUCCAUCCUGGAGGACACGGAACCCCUUGUGACUAAGAACCGGUUUCACCUCCAAAUGUCGGCCCGUGUACCUCCUUCAACCCUUGGCAGCCUGCUGCUGGCGGUCCUGCAGAGUGGGGACGGGGACAGGGACAGAGGGAGCCGAGGAGAAGGCAGAUGGGGAGGAGCAGCUGUGAUCUGCCCUGGAUGGGAUGAAGGCAGCGACGGCUUGCUGACUCACCUGCAGAGGCACAGCGGUCCUGCUUGGCAUUUGUGGGAUAUCAUCAACCUGACGCUCAUCACCGGCGGCAAAGAGAGAAGGGGGGAGGCCAGCGAGGAGAGGAGGGAGGAUCAAAUGGAAGAAGAGGCUUUGAACAUCAUCUCUUCCAGUUUCCUGCGCUCCCCCUCGCCGAUCUCCUCCGUGCUUCUCAUGGGAUCUGACCCGGAGUGUCUCUCAUCUGUCCUGCGAGCCGCUCAGCGCCUUGCCCCGGUACUUCCAGCGCUGCAGUGGAUCAUGGGAUAUCCUUUGUCCCCUGAUUCACUGCACACUCUGGGAGGUCCCCUUGGACUGCUGGCCUAUGGGGAGGUGGGACGCAAGCCGAUAAGCUUCUACAUACGGGACGCCCUCCAGCUGGUAGGCCGAGCAGUCACUACGGCCACCAUGGUGAAGCCGGAGUUGGCGCUGGUUCAGAAUUUGGUGAACUGUUACGACAAACCAAACAGGCAUGAACUGCCGUCUUCUGGACAGUAUCUUUCCAGGUUUCUGUCCAACAUCUCUUUCGCUGGCUCUACGGGACUGAUCCAAGUGGAUGCUGAUGUUUCUCGAGUCCUUUCCUCCCAACUGUUCCACGUAUGGAGUCUUAAAAGAGGUGCGCUGGGUCAGCCAGCGUGGGUUACUGUAGGACAGUGGACGCGUGGUCGACUAGAACUUGAGGGAGGCAUUUUGGGACUGGUGGGAGGGCUCGGCAACAGCCAGGGACAAGGCCUUGGAGCUGGUGUCAGAGGAGGGGAUGGUCAAGGGGAUGGCUAUUUUGGAGGACACUGGAGACCAGGACUUUCCGUCGAGGGACACCGCCUCCGUGUGGUGACGUUGGUUGAACAUCCAUUUGUCUUCACAAGGGAGGUCGAUGAGGAUGGGUUGUGUCCAGCAGGUCAACUUUGUCUGGAUCCUAAAACCAAUCGGACUGAUGUAAUCAAUGGCCUCUUCAACCAGCUUCACAACCCCAACUCUACAGUGACAGACUGGGAAGGAAUUGAUUUGCCUGCGGAUCUAAGGAAAUGCUGCUAUGGGUACUGCAUUGACUUGUUGGAGAAACUGGCAGAGGAUAUGGGAUUUACCUUUGACCUUUACAUUGUGGGAGAUGGAAAGUAUGGCGCGUUGAGCGGGACGGGACGCUGGACUGGCCUUGUGGGGGACCUCUUGAAUGGAACAGCUGACAUGGCCGUCACCUCUUUCUCCAUCAACUCUGCCAGGAGCAGAGUGAUAGAUUUCACUUCUCCCUUUUACUCCACCAGUCUGGGAAUUCUGGUUCGUAGCCGGGACACGGCAGCACCCAUUGGAGCCUUCAUGUGGCCGCUCCACUGGUCCAUGUGGGUGGGCAUUUUUGUUACGUUGCACCUCACAGCGCUCUUCCUCACCUUGUAUGAGUGGAACAGCCCAUUUGGCAUGACCCCCCAUGGCAGAAACAGGCUGCGUGUGUUCUCCUACUCGUCUGCCCUCAAUCUCUGCUACGCAAUACUCUUCGGACGCACCGUCGCCACCAAGACUCCCAAAUGCUGGACGGGACGCUUCUUGAUGAACCUCUGGGCUAUUUUCUGCUUACUGGUGCUGUCAAGCUACACAGCCAACCUUGCUGCUGUUAUGGUUGGAGAGAAAACCUUCGAGCAGGUUUCAGGAAUUCAUGACGACAAGCUGCACCAUCCCUCUCUGGGCUUCCGCUUUGGGACGGUGAGGGAGAGCAGCGCCGAGGACUACAUGAAGAAGAGUUUCCCAGAGAUGCAUGACUACAUGAGACGUUUCAACCAGCCCACAACGCCAGAGGGUGUGCACAUGCUAAAGACAGAUCCUCCGGCUCUGGAUGCAUUCAUCAUGGAUAAAGCCCUGCUCGACUUUGAGGUCUCCAUUGAUGCAGACUGCAAGCUGCUCACAGUGGGGAAGCCUUUCGCCAUUGAAGGCUACGGCAUAGGCCUUCCCCAGGGCUCUCCUCUGACCCGCAAUGUGUCAGAGUUUGUGAGUCGCUACAAGUCUGACGGCUUCAUGGACAUGCUGCAUGACAAAUGGUAUAAGGUUGUACCCUGCGGAAAGAGAGUCUUUGCAGUCACUGAGACUCUGCAGAUGGGCAUCCAGCAUUUUUCAGGUCUGUUUGUGUUGCUGUGCAUGGGUGUCGGCGGAGCUCUGCUGACCUUGGCAGGUGAACACACCUUCUAUCACCUGGUGGUCCCCCGCCUCCGGCGCUCCAACACCCUGCAGUACUGGCUGCACACCAGCCAGAAAAUCCACAGAGCGCUCAACACUACAUAUGAGGAUGUCGGGAAGGAGCUGACCGGCCUUGACCAAAAGCCCUCCUCUUGUAUCUCAGAAAACUGUACCUUACACAGGAAACAGCAUCAGCCUUCUCCGCCGUCCCCUCCCACAUCCCUCCCUGCUUCCACCACAGCUGGUGAAACCGGAAGCUCCUCGCCGUCUCAUGAACCCAAGGAGAAACGCGUACACUUUGACCUGGACACGCUUCACAGCUACCGCUUGCGCACGCACACAGCGUCGGUGCGUGGUCGGCCGGGCAUGGUCGGCCGUCCUGGCCUCGGUCUGGGAGGGUUUGGUUUUGGCAGCCUGGGCAGCUUUACCUCCCCGCCUCAGAUCAAUCUCCAUGUCAAUGGAGGUCCGGUCUCUACCCUUACGUCCACAGGUUUGGUCCUCUCUCCCCUGGGAAAUAGGGCUACUCAGACCAGCCUGUGGGAGGGGGAACUGCAGGAGCUUCAGGUGAAGAUCGAGACCUUCCGCAACCAGCUGAGAGAAGCUCUGGCUCGAAGAGCUGAGAUCCAGACCAGCCUGGACAGAGAGAGGAGCGGGCUGGUACGAAGGGACACCAGUCUGGACAGGGAGAGAGACAGACAGAGGGUCCAGACUAUCAACACAGACAGAAGCAGUUCCACCCUGUCCAAACUCCCAGAAAGAGACAGGACCAGCCAACUGCAAACCUUGAACAAUCAGCAGACAGGAAGGCCCAGCCAGACAGCUGGGGCUGGUACCGCGGGGCUUGGACGGACCAGCCAAUUAAACACAGUGAACAGUUUGGACAGAGGAAGAGCCACUCAAUCACGCCCCGUCGUCACUGUGACAGGAGAAAGGACUGUCCAGUCCCGCACUUCGAGUUUGGAGCGAAGUCAAGUUAACCAACAAGGUGCUGGGAACAUAACUGUCCAGACAAGGAACGCUUCUAGCCUGGACAGACAGAAGGCCAACCUAUCACGCACUCUGAACACUUUGGAGAGGACAAAAGCCAACCAGUCAAGUGUAAGCAGUGGAACCUGAUUGGUUCUCUGAAGCCUUCUGGUGUGCAGGAAUUAACAGAGAACUAGUCAGGUGGAGCUAGCACAGCCGCGGGAAGAUGGCUCAGAACAGAUUCUGGUCAUUUCACCCUUUUGCCAUUUUGUAGCUUUUGCAGCUUUGGUCUUUUUCUAGCUGACCUUUUCAGGUUUGAAAUGGAGCCUUAUGCCACAGGAUGUUUUAUACUGUCCCCGAGUCACCUGAACACCACACUAACUAAUUUCAAAUAUAUCCAACUUACAUUCUGCUGGAAGAAAAUGUGACUCAAAUUGGAAAUAUGAGACAUCUUGGUGUGAUUAGAGGUAACAAGGGUUGAUCUCAAAGAUCACAAAUGUGCCCCCCUUUUAUGAGUUUCUUGUGUUUUGUUAUACCAAGUCAAAUUUUAAUACAAGAUUAUGAUAACCAGAGUAAAUACAAUCAGCUGGUAAAAAAAAAAAAAAAAGAUUCAUAAAACAUGAAUCACUUCAUGUUUUAAGAGAAUAAGCAACCUGGCUCUAAGUGAAAAUUUAGUGCAUAAUCCUUUAAAUGUCUCUCAGUGAGGAUCAAAGACACAACCUGGCAUACAAUGAUUUAACUGGACAGAUAUUAUGCAAAGAAGUGACAAAACGGCAAUGAAUGAAUUGGCAAAGGGGUGAAUUGACACGAUUCGGUUGGAGUUCAUUGGGGGGUUUUUUAGUUCAGGGGUGAGAUGUCAGAAAGUUUAUUCACAAUUUCAUUUGUAGCAAUCCACCUAAUUUCAACAAUUUCCACUCUCACUUCGAUUUAUACCCAGAGACAAACGCAAAGCUGAUUCUUGAGCGAUGAUGAAACUUCCACAUUUACCCAGCAAUAACAACAAAAAAAAACUAGUCUUAGGGAAAGCAGCAGCAAUUGCGACGGUGUCUUAAUCUUCCAAAUCAGAUAGAUUAAAACUGGUAGAAGAAAAACAAGUGAACUUUUGGUGGCUUUUCACAUCAAGAUCGAUUAACCACAACUGAUUAAAAAGAAGAUGGCCUCUGGCAACUACAUAAUCAGUGGCAAGAGGGCAGAAAAUCUAUUUUAAUCAAAUUAAAAGGUGACUAACCAAAUUAAAAAUUUGAAGUGCAAAACACCAGCCUGACACAAGAAUCUGCAGAAAGCGAGGUCGAAAAGAAGAAACUAUAAGGAUGGAGACUUUAAAUCGCUAAAUUUAAUGGACUCAAACUGUAACUGUCUUGAUAUUAUAGCCUGUCCUUAAAUAUUUUCUAUUUUUUUCUCUCUCUCUGCUAAAUAAGACAUAACAGGUGAAUGUUUCACGGGUAAUGGAAAUGGAUGACAUCGGAAUAUGAUUUACUUCAUCCAAUGUCUUGUUCUCUCGCUCUCUCAUUUUACUUCUUCAUUUUUUUCUGAGGUGAGAUCAAACAACACACAGAGGCCAGCUUUCUACGUAUGCAAGACGUAGAAACCUGGCCUCUGUGUGUUUCAGAUCAAAAAGGAGGAUGCUGUGUAAAACAUAAAUGCAAAUAAUAUGUGAAGGAGAAGACACACGAAAAAAUAAUAAUAAAAUCCCAAACACAUUCUGCACUCUGGAAACUGCUGCGUGUACAAUCCAUUUGAUCUCACCUGUGAAAUAUGGACAUAUCUGGUGCAGAAACUCCUUAAUACAAUGGAAAUAUGAAAUAUUUACUUUUCUUAAGUCAAAAACCUUUUGGUUUAAGGAUAACCAGGGUGUCAAAAAAUACAUGCAAAACCCCCCCCAAAAAAACAAGAAAAAUCAGACAGGAUGAUUUUUUUUGUUUUGUUUUACAUAUAUUUUAGUAUAAAAAUUUUUCUUAGAUUUGUUACAGCAAAGGGACAAGGAUUCUGACAUUGCUUCCAAAACAUGCCAAUGCCGGUGCUAAUUAAGAGGUGGAGACAAAAACGCUUUUGAAAAACAAACAUUUACAUAUUUACAUUCCACUUUAACGACCUAAGUCCAAAGCCAAACAAUAAUUCAGACCCAAACGCCGUCCAACCCGUCUCCUCUCCCUCCAGUCAACGUGGGGGGUUUUAACUGAGAGAGAGAUUGAACACACUACUUCCUCGUCAGCGCUGCUCGUAGGCCCGUUUCCAUGACAACGCAUGACCAGGUGACCUCUGAGAGCAGGAGAGAGUGAUGAGAGAGAAAAAAUGUUUUGAAGUUCAAUUAAUAAACUGGUAAAUCACAUUUAAGCCCUUGCAAGUAGAGCAACACAAAUCAAAAGAAGUGCAUUUAUGAAUUAAGACGUACAUAAAUGCAACACCUCACUUUUAUUUUUUUUUUACCAAUUCUUUUGUCUAAAUGUGACUGAAUAUAGGUAGCACUAGCUUUCCUUGGCAGGUAAAAGAGCAGACUAAAGUCAUUAAAACGGUCGACUGAAUUAAAUAUGACUAUUUAUUGUUUCUGACCUGCGUAAGACCUACAUGUAUGUCACUGUUUGGCACUGAUAAGGCUUUUUCUUGUCUCUCUUAAAUAAUCCAAUAAGUUAGAAUUACCCAACAGCAUAAACGCAGCAUUUGGGUGAAACAAAUAUUUCACUUUUACCUUACUUUUGAAAUAUCUUUCCAGUCCUAUAGUCAUUCUUGCAACUGCCUGGGACAGUAAUUAAACAUCAGAGCGAUGUAGACAUUUAAUGCAGUUGUAAUUGCCGAAACAGCGAGCAAGAGCUGUAAAUACACAGAUGAAACGUACUGUAAUAACCAGUCUUUCCAACUGAACAGAUUGGUCCUGUUUUAUGGCUUUUAAAGCUUUAAAACUUUACAUCUCUUUCACUGUUUUUGGUUGCAGUCAAUUUCCGUUUAAGUGCCUGUUGUUAAAAGAGUUAAAAGCUGCUCAUUUUUGCUGAGAUCCUGAAUUAUAUGCAGCGAUUGUGCAUGCAGUCACCAGCAGGAUAGAAGAGUCGUCUCCAUGAACAGGUUUCAGCUCGCUGUUGCAGACCGCCAGCAUUAUUCAGUUUGUGAGCAUGCACAGUAAUUAAAUCAGAUGAGAAGUUCUUUGUCAGUGCUUAAAACAUUUUUUUUUUUUUGCAGUUCUGUUCAAGAGUAGAUGUUUUACACAGCGUCCCAGAUCUUCUUGGAAAGUUAGUUGUGCAAUAUAUUGCAAAGGCUGAAAGCACAUGUAUAUGUACAGGUAAAAAAGCUGCUGCUGAAAAAUCCACUGAGGUGGUUUGACCCAUCAGAGAUUUGGUUAUCUCAGCUUUUUUUUUUUCUUUUUUUUUAAAACACAUUAGGUUUUUAUUAUCCUCUUUUUCCUCAUGCCUCUUCCAACCCCAAUCCUUUUAAGGUGCAAUAUUAAAUUACUACAAAGUACCUUUAAUUAAAAUCCCAUCCCAUUCCUGCUCAUUCUAUUUAGGGUUUGACAGCUUGCAAAAACCAAGUGCAUUAUUAGGAUUAUGGAAGAAAUUAUUAUAACAAAAAUAUGGCUCCAGAAACCUUGCCAUUGGGACCUCGGCUUGUUUUGUGCGCCCUUCCUUUUUAAACAUGUCUGCUUUUCAUUUUGUGGACGCUCCUGCAGGUAUCCAGUUGCCCACUAGAGGGAGAUGCAUCCCUGCUUCCCAGUGGCUAUGGAAACCUGGAGAGGUUCCAGGGAGAUAUUUUUGAUUAACAAAACAAAUUAAUCAGUUCACGUGGUUCGCGUAUAAAGAAAUAACGGCAUGUAAAAGGUGCAUUCAUAAACUUUCUUCUGGUCUCUCCAGCAUCUUAACAAUGCAGUUACACUUAUUGUCUUGAGAUUCUCAAUCUCUUCAAGCAGAUUUCAGAAAUCUGAAAACACCCACUGAUAUCACCUUGAUGAGUAUUUUUUUAUUAUUAUUUGGUGAUACUAAUGUACAUUUUAGCGGCUCAACCUUUGCUGUGGUGUGAAGUGGUUGUGUUCACAUACCAUGGUGUCUUCAAGGACGUCAAAUAUUUUAGGACUUUUGUCAAGGAAAAAGCUUGUGGUACUGGAUACUUAAAGAGAUACUUUUAAAUUAUCACUUAUUAAAGUAAUAUCGACAUAUUAAUAAAUUUUAUGCAUAAAUGGACAUUCUCAUGUUUUGAAAUAAACAUUUAUAUACUGA